Molecule: messenger RNA, 1680 nt
Organism: Physella acuta
Lineage: Eukaryota; Metazoa; Mollusca; Gastropoda; Physidae
Product: toll-like receptor 4
Biological process (GO): signal transduction
Cellular component (GO): plasma membrane
Molecular function (GO): signaling receptor activity
Source: RefSeq, a predicted model, not a curated record
GCGUCAACUGGACCCUGCGUGUCCCCCCUAGUCUGCGGACCUUCAGGGUGGUCGAUAUCAUGAACGGCGUCACCAGAUACGGAAACCAAAACGCUCAUUUCACACAAGCUGGCAAUGUGAGACACCUGUACAUCGUCAACAACUACGUCAUUUCCGGAACAGGCAGAGUCCUAGGGCUUUCGGCCUUGACCUUGUUUGACCUGAGCGGGACCUUCAUGGACGUGCAGCACUAUUUCUUCGACGACUUCCCCGGCCUGCGCAUUCUCCGGCUUAAGUCUAUGCGACCGGAAAACUUCUUCAGCCGGCUGUCUUGUGACCGGCUCAUCGCAAACCUGCCGUAUCUGACCUACUUUGAUCUCUCCAACAACCGGCUCAACCGGCUGCCGGCGGGCCUGUUCCGGAGAAAUCCCAUGAUGACACACGUCAUCUUAGCAAAGAACCGGUUCAGCUGCUUGCCCUUUGACCUAGGUAACACCCCUGACCUGGAGUACCUUGACCUCUCGGAGAACGCCGUGACCUACCUGGAGCAGGCCGAGAUGGAGGCCCUGACGGCCCACUGGCAGCAGACGCCAAACUUCCGGCUCAGGCUUGGCGGGAACAACAUCGCUUGCAUGUGCUCGCAGAUCAGAUUCCUCGGCUGGCUGGAAAGAAGCCAGUUUCUGAUUGGUCGAGACUUGUACACCUGCACAUCGCAAGAUGGCCAGCGGUUGAAGAUUAGUGACGUCAUUGCCGACCUGCAAGGUUUCUACAGACACUGCUACGGCAGCAUGUACUUCAUGUCGUCACUGGUCCUGCUGUCCCUGCACCUGUUUACCUUCCUGUCGGCUGUCCUGGUCCUCAGGUUCAGGACUCGUCUGCUGGCUUUCAUCUGUCGUCUGCUCUUCCCGGCACGGGUCCUGUCUGCAGACGACUACAAGUACGAUGUCUUUCUCGGCUACGCUGAUGACGACUUCCUGUUCGUCCAUCACCAGUUGAGUGGUUUCCUGGAGGACAGUUUAAAGGUCAGGACUUUCAUCCACCAACGUGACCUUGGCCCCGGCUACACGGACCAGCAGUUUUUCAAGGCCAUCCGCAACAGCUGGAGGGUCAUGCUGGUGAUCACAGACACCUUCCUGCACAGGUACCAGCUGUGUGACGUCGUCAUCAAGUUCGCCAGUCACUCAGUGACGUCACUCAACCCUCGCCGCGUGCUCGUGCUUGUGGAGGAGUCUCAGUACCAGAACAUUCCAGACUACUUGUAUGACGUCAUUGACGAGACGAGGAUCGUAGUGGUCAAAGACUUGCAGAGGACGCUGGACUAUGGGCAGCAGCAAAAGAUCAGAGACUGUAUUUUCUCUUAGUCUACGUUUGCUGGUCUAAAUGUAACAAGUCUGGUCUCAGAGGUCAACCUUUAGUCAGAUGACCUUUGUACCUACUGACCCCUGCAUAUGUCGUGAACUCACUUGUUGGGAGCAGUUGUCUUGAGCCCAUUUGACGGGAGCCCUUUUGUCGGGAGCCAAUAUCUAGUGAGCCCUUUUGACUGGCGCCCAUCAGUCGGAAGGCCCUAUGUCAUGAGCUCAUUUGUGGAGAGCCAAUAUGUCGGGACCCUAAAUGUUGGGAACCCAUGUGUCGGGCCCCCGUUAUGUCGGGAACACAUUAGAUGGGAGCCAAUAUGUCGGGACUUUUUAUUGGGACUAUUUC